CUUAAAUCCCUACCUUCAAAUCACUCCGGACCUCCUUCCCCAAAUUCAAGUAACAAUUUUAUUGUUGAAAUUUUGACCUCACUGAAAUUGACGUAUUCCGGUGGGUCUGAGCCCGCCGACAUCGUAUCCGGCGAAUCAAACUCCGACUGGAGUGUCCUGAUCUCCAGGUUUGGCCGUCUCCCCGCUUCGUCAACUCUCGAGAGCAAUCCCGAGGAGUGAAAGAAAAUGAAAUUCUUGGAUUGGUACGUGAAGAUUGCAAUUGUUUCAGCGGCCAUUGGAGGCUCCAUGGAGCUGUUCAUGAUCAAAACUGGCUUCUAUGAUAAGGUGACUGUUUUGGAGGCAGAGAAGAAGGCUUGGGAGAACUCCCCCGAAGCCAAGGCCAUUAAAGAGGCUCUCAACCCGUGGAGACAACACGACGCUCAACAAAAAAGAGAUUCUUAGUUUGCUCUCAUUCUGAACGAUCGAGUAAUGAAAAUUCUGUGAUGGCAACUUGAGGAAGAUAGAAGAUAGAUCUUCAAGAUCCUGUCAAUCAAGUUCAUCAUAGUAAUGCAGUGAUUUUUUUAAAGGUUUUGUUGUAACAUGGUCUGAAGUGUUAGUACACCCAUGCCCCUGAAAGGUUGAAUCCUGAAAUGUACUUUUGUCUCUAGUACCACUAUCUCCCAAAAAAGAUUUAUUUUUCACUAUUUACAAAAUCAAAUUUUUAUCAUAUU
This is a messenger RNA of Cuscuta campestris, 710 nucleotides long. NCBI's taxonomy places the organism in Eukaryota, Viridiplantae, Streptophyta, Magnoliopsida, Solanales, Convolvulaceae. The record is from the annotation of a GenBank genome assembly.